GAGACUUCCGGCGUCCACUCUCGGUGUCGUUUUAGUUGCUCUCGGUUUCACGGGUUCAGGGCUUCUCAGGUGCUUGGUUGGCGCAGAGGUGACGGAGUGGGAGGGCGCGGAGGGAGUCGCUGUCCUCAUCGCUGAGGCGGCUGCGAGGCGCCCUCGCCCCCGUCCGGUCGCCCGCCGCGUCCCGCCCCGCUCUUCCCACUGGUCGGAGGCCGAAGCCGCGCCGGUGAAGCCGGCGCAGGGUCCCAUGGCGGUGGCAGAAAUGCUUAUGGACCCCGUGCAGGUGAGUGGAGGGUGUCGCACCUUUCAGCCAUCCCGAUUGUCACCCAGGUAGUUUUGGCAUGCUGUGUAUAUGCCCCCAGGGGGUGGCAGUGCCCUGUCACAGGAGCCUUCUCCUGUCCUCGCUCUCUUGAGCCUGAGGACCAUGUGCUUCCCUCAGGCCCGGGAUCCUACAUUUGGUAUUAGAUUGUAUGUGGAGGGGUUCCCGUUUCUAACAAGUGAUGUGGUAAGACGUGGCAGGGGAUCCUGGCUGCAGGAUUCAGAAUGUUCACAUGCCUGUAGGUGCGACUUAGCUGGGAUGUUGGGGAAACUACAGGUCUCUCAUACCUGGUAAGAAUGGGAAGCCAGGUUGGGGGUAGGUAGGGGUGCACGGGUACCAGACCUUCAGUGACAGCUGGGCUUUGGGGUCUCCAAUCUGAGGUUGGUGGGAAGCAGGGAAGGUUUGAAACAGAAGAGGAGGGUGGUGUGACCCCAAUUUUAACAGGCUCCCUUUGCGGAGUGGAAAACACAGGGGGGAGGGGGUGUGGGUGCAGGUAGGGAGGCCCGGGCGACAGUGUGGGUGAGUGUUGUGGCUACAUGGGAGCGGUGGCUGUGGAAGUAGAGGAGUCGCUGGUUUCUGGGUGUAUUUUGAAUCACGGCCGCUCAUAUUUUGUGACGGAGAGACUCGGGGAGAUGAGGAGGUGGGAUAGAGGGAAGGGUUGGGGUGCCCCGGGUUUUGGGCCUUGUUUGCAAGGAUGGGUGCUUCAACUAAAAUGGAGGAAGUCAGCUGUAUGGGGACUUUCCAGGUGGAAUGUGAAGACUCCAUUUUUCUCUAGUCUCAGAUAUUCCAGGGGCCCCAAGGGGAGGGGUCACGUGGGCACUUUGACACGGAGGUCUGGAGCUCCGGGGGUAGAUUCAGGUUGGAGGCAGCCGCAGUGUGGGGGCUGGGUGUGGGCUCGGAGGAGCUGUGGACCAGCUCCGGGAGGUUGCAUCGGUAGGUCGUGGGGGCGAUGCCAUUAGGGGAGCAGGGAUGGGACAAAGGGUGUGGCCUGAGUACGGGGUUCCUUGAUUGGGCACCUGGGUGGGGUUCCAGGCCCCCUAAAGCUGAGGAAUCCGAGUGUCUGUGUGUGAGUGUGUGUGAGAGACAGAACAGAGAGGGAGAGAUGGUGGGGUGGGAGCGAGAAAGUCUUCUGAGACCGGCGUGCACAUGAGCUAGAUGUUAAGGGGGCGGUGGAUCAGCUUGAAGAGCUGCCAGACCUAACGUGGGUGGGUGUGUGGGUGCGACAUGAGUGUCCCUGGCCUUCAAAGGAGACGGGGAGGUUCUGACUGCUUACGGGACAGUUGGUUACGGGGCGGUGGGUGGAAUAGAGAAGGUGCAGGGGCUGAAGGUAUGUGAGGUCCUCACGUGGGCAGGGUGGCUGAGGAUGAAGCAAGAAGCAGGGCCUGGCAGGGGGACCUUUAAAGCAAGGCUGGAGGCUGGCCUGGCGCUGGGGGACCUGGGGACUCCCUGUGUUCAGGGGCAGAACUGGGCCUGAAUUGGAUCCUGGAUGCAUCUCCAUGCACUGCCUGGGUUCCAUGUGCAGAAUGGCCUCUGGGGAAGUGAAGGAAAUGCCAGCGUGGGCCCGGGGUGUCUGGGGGGUGUCUGUGGAGGGGUCAGCGUCGGGAGGGAGAGGAGUCCCAGGAGCGAUAUGCAGGUGAAGAGGAGUGUGGAUAGCUCCAGGUGCUUAAGGGAAAGGGACGAGUCCGAGUUCACUGGGGAGUCGGACCCGGGGAACCCCAGGGAAACUGGCCAGCGGGAGAUGGGGAGAGGCCCACAUCGCUGAGCCCACAGGCUACGUGGGGUCUUCCUCCCUUCAUGCCGUGCUCUGAACACAGCGAUCAGUGGUGACGAGAGCAGGCGCCAGUGCCGCCAGCAGUUGGUGAGUCUUCGACGUUGGGAAGUCGGGGAGGAGGGUGAGCGGGGAUGGCUGUGUGCGGGGAGGACCGAAGGUCCAGGGGAGAGAAGUGUAUCAGGAAUGGCACUCACAGGAUUUCAGUUCACGGAAGCGGGCGAGCGAUGACGUGGAGACCGAUGACGCUGAAAGGUUUUUUAUUCUAUUUGUCGAGGAGGCUGUAACACAGGGCCACACGGGAGCAUCAGAUUUGGUUAGGAGGCAUAACCACCAGCAAAGGGAAUCAUUUUAGCAGAGUUUAUUUGACUUUGUGGGAGAAAUGCAGGAAGGGUAGGGCGAACAGCUUAGGGAUGGCUAUUCUUUUUUUUAAAUUUUCUUUUUUUUUUUCAACGUUUUUUUUUUGUUGUUGUUGUUGUUGUUGUUGUUUUUUGUUUUUUUAUUUUUGGGACAGAGAGAGACAGAGCAUGAACGGGGGAGGGUCAGAGAGAGAGGGAGACACAGAAUCGGAAACAGGCUCCAGGCUCUGAGCCAUCAGCCCAGAGCCUGACGCGGGGCUCGAACUCACGGACCGCGAGAUCGUGACCUGGCUGAAGUCGGACGCUUAACUGACUGCGCCACCCAGGCGCCCCAGGGAUGGCUAUUCUGUAUAAUUUUAGUGUAUCUGGGGUAGAAGAGAUGGCCCUGGUUGUCUGGUACCUGGCCCUGGUUGAUUUAGGGCGGGGGGCGGGGGUGGUGUUGACUUGUGUGAGUCAGUGAAGGAGGUGGCUCAGAGUGUGGGCUCUGGGUAUCAGAGGAGAUGCAAACAGAUUUGACCGUCAGUUUAGCCCUGUAGUUAGUGGAUGGCCAAUAGAUAAAUGCAGAAUUCUCAGGACACAGUCAACAUAAGAAGCUGUUCAUGAGCCAAACCGAUCCACUUCUGGCAGAGCCGCGUGGUCUUUGAGGACGUGGCCAUACACUUCUCCCAGGAAGAGUGGGGCCUCCUUGAUGGAGCUCAGAGACUCCUGUACCGUGCUGUGAUGAUGGAGAACUUGGCGCUUCUGUCCUCCCUAGGUUGUUGGCAUGGAGCACAGGACGAGGAGGCAUCACCGGUCAGGACUCCAAAGCCAGACUCUUCCGUCCAGGAGGCCCAGUGUGAGAAAGACAUGUUGCCCUCGGCUGAGCAGGAUGGAAUGUACCCUGACCAGGAACUAUAUAUUUGUGGGGCAAACCAAAAGGAAUGGAUUGAAGACCAGUUUUCUAGAAGGGAGGAGGGGAGGCCUUCCUCUGCAACGAACGACAGUGUUCACGUGGCAGAGAGUAGCUGCACGUGCUGCAAAGACGGAAAGGACUUUCCGGCCGGCACAGGCCUGCCCCAGCACCUGACCCCUCGCAGUGCAUUGAAACCACACAGGGACCCCGAGUGCGGGGAGGCCUUUGAAAGCGGACAGAGUGAUUACAAGCGCAUUCAGUGUGGGAAGGCCUUCAGGCAAAAACAGGUACUUGUUGAGCACCAGAAAAUCCACACUGGAGUAAGACCUUACGAGUGCAGCAAAUGUGGGAUGGCCUUCACUAGAAAGUUCCACCUUGUUCAGCACCAGAAAAUCCACACUGGAGAAAGGCCUUUUAAGUGCAGUGAAUGUGGGAAAUUCUUUCGGUACAACUCCACACUCGUUAGUCACCAGAGAGUUCACACUGGAUUAAGCCCUUAUGAAUGUAGCAAAUGUGGGGAAUUCUUUAAGUACAAUGCCAACUUCAUGAAACAUCAGAAACUUCACAAUGGAGAAAGGCCUUAUGAAUGUAGAGAAUGUGGGAAAUUCUUUAGGUACAACUAUAGACUCAUACGACACGAGAGGGUUCAUACUGGAGAAAGGCCUUAUGAAUGCAGCGAAUGUGGGAAAUUUUUCAGGUACAGCUCCACGUUCAUUAGGCAUCAGAGAGUUCACACUGCAGAAAAGCCUUAUGAGUGCAAUGAAUGUGGCAAGUUCUUUAGGUACAAUUCCACACUCAUCAAACAUCAGAGGGUUCACACUGGAGAAAGGCCUUAUGAGUGCAGGGAAUGUGGGAAAUUCUUUAGGUACACCUCUACGCUCAUUAGACAUCAAAGAGUUCACACUGGAGAAAGGCCUUAUGAGUGCAGCUUGUGUGGGGAAUUCUUUAGGUACAAGUCCAAACUCAUGAAACAUUGGCAAAAUCACACUGGAGAAAGGCCUUAUGAGUGCAGCGAGUGUGGGAAAUCCUUUAGGUACCACUGCAGACUCAUUAGACAUAAGAGGGUUCACACUGGAGAAAGGCCUUAUGAGUGCAGCGUGUGUGGGAAGUUCUUUCGGUACAACUCCAACCUUAUUAAACACUGGAGAAAUCACACUGGAGAGAGGCCUUAUGAGUGCAGCGAAUGCGGGAAAGCCUUUAGCCACAAGCAUAUACUUGUUGAGCAUCAGAAAAUCCACACUGGAGAAAGGCCGUAUGAGUGUGGCAAAUGUCAGAAGGCCUUCAUUAGAAAGUCCCACCUCGUUCAUCACCAGAAAAUCCACAAUGAAGACAGAUCUAUGAGCACCAUAAAUGUGGAGAAGGCUUUAGAUACAACUCCAACCCACUAGCGGAGAAUUACACUCGUAAAGCAACUUAUAAAUGUAAAUGCAGAGAAUAUGGUGAAUCUUUUAGGUACCACUUUAAACUUGUUACCCUGGAGAAGCACCUUA
Panthera uncia (snow leopard) is the source of this 4825-nucleotide messenger RNA. Its product is annotated as zinc finger protein 548-like. The record is from RefSeq and is a predicted model, not a curated record. Gene Ontology annotation, molecular function: DNA-binding transcription repressor activity, RNA polymerase II-specific; RNA polymerase II cis-regulatory region sequence-specific DNA binding. Bases 3164 to 4723 code for a protein of 519 amino acids. Gene Ontology annotation, biological process: negative regulation of transcription by RNA polymerase II. Gene Ontology annotation, cellular component: nucleus. The transcript is spliced from 3 exons. NCBI's taxonomy places the organism in Eukaryota, Metazoa, Chordata, Mammalia, Carnivora, Felidae.